Messenger RNA from Protobothrops mucrosquamatus (brown spotted pit viper), 4106 nucleotides. RefSeq names its product integrin subunit alpha V (gene ITGAV). Bases 65 to 3052 code for a protein of 995 amino acids. NCBI's taxonomy places the organism in Eukaryota, Metazoa, Chordata, Lepidosauria, Squamata, Viperidae. The record is from RefSeq and is a predicted model, not a curated record. The transcript has 28 exons. Gene Ontology annotation, cellular component: integrin complex; external side of plasma membrane. Gene Ontology annotation, biological process: cell-matrix adhesion; cell adhesion mediated by integrin; cell-cell adhesion. Gene Ontology annotation, molecular function: integrin binding.
UUUUUCUCUCUCCCUCUCCCUCCACGGUUCCCUGGGGCAUCCGCUGGGCAUUCCUGGGCUAACUAUGGUCGCACUCUAUCUGUUACUCUUCGCCGGUCUCCUGCUAGCGCCGGGGUACGCCUUCAAUCUGGACGCAGAGAGCCCGACUGUAUACUCGGGCUCCGACGGCAGCUACUUCGGCUUCGCGGUGGAUUUCUUCGCCCCCGACCAGUCUUCGAUGUUUCUCCUCGUGGGUGCUCCAAAGGCCAACACUACUCAGCCUGGGAUUGUAGAAGGAGGCCAGGUGCUCAAGUGUAACUGGAAUUCCAAUCAAAAGUGUCAGCCCAUCAUAUUUGAUGCUAGAGGCAACAGAGAAUUUGCUGUAGAUGAUCUUUUGGAAUUCAAAUCACAUCAAUGGUUUGGGGCGUCUGUGAGAUCUAAAGAAAAUAAAAUUUUGGCAUGUGCUCCUUUGUACCACUGGAGAACUGAACAGAAAGCGCAGAGGGAGCCUGUGGGAACUUGUUAUCUUUACAACGGGUCUAAAGCUGUUGAAUAUGCUCCUUGCAGGUCAACAAGCACUGAUGCUGAAGGACAGGGCUUUUGUCAAGGUGGAUUCAGCAUUGAUUUUACUCAGAAAGACAGAGUUCUACUUGGAGGACCUGGAAGUUUUUAUUGGCAAGGUCAGCUAAUCUCUGAUCAAGUGGCUGAGAUUGUGUCAAAAUACAGCACUACAGUCUACACAACCAAAUACGAUCACCAGUUAGCAACACGUUCAGCUAGUGCUACUUUUGAUGACAGUUAUUUGGGUUAUUCAGUUGCCGUAGGGGAUUUCAAUGGUGAUGGCAUAGAAGAAGUGAUGACAAAAUGUAACCUCACAAACUAUGCAGAUUUGCUUGUAGGUGCCCCACUCUUUAUGGAUCGUGGUUCAGAUGGCAAGCUUCUGGAAGUGGGCCAGGUGUCUCUUUACCUCCAACAAGCCUCUGGAGGGUUUCAAAGUUCAGCCAUAAAGUUGAAUGGCUUUGAAGUCUUUGCAAGAUUCAGCAGUUCAAUUGCCCCUUUGGGAGACCUUGACCAGGAUGGCUUCAAUGACAUAGCAGUUGCAGCACCUUACGGUGGAGAAGACAAGAAAGGACUGGUUUAUAUCUACAAUGGGAGAGCCACAGGAUUGAAUGGAAUGCCAUCUCAGGUCCUUGAAGGACAAUGGGCCUCUGAAGCAAUGCCACCAAGUUUUGGAUAUGCCCUGAAAGGAGCUAUUGAUGUAGACAAAAAUGGCUACCCAGAUUUGAUUGUAGGAGCUUUUGGUGUUGACCGAGUUGCUUUAUACAGAGCCCGACCAGUCAUUACUGUGAAUGCUGGAUUAGAAGUUACCCCAACAAUUUUAAAUCCAGAGAACAAAAUCUGUGAAGAAAAUGGUCAAAAGGUUUCUUGUUUUAAAGUGAAGUUCUGCUUAAAAGCUGACGGCAAAGGGAAUCUGCCCACGGAACUCACUUUCCAUGUGGAGCUCCUGUUGGACAAACUUAAACAAAAAGGUGCCAUAAGGCGAGCUCUGUUUCUCCACAACAGACAACCUGGUCACUCAAAGAACAUGACAGUCUCCAAAGGAGGUCGAAAGAGUUGUGAAGAACUUGAUGCUUUUUUAAGGGAUGAAUCUGAAUUUCGAGAUAAGCUUACUCCAAUUACUAUAUUCAUGGAAUAUCAACUGGAUUACAAAACUGCUUUGGAUUCUACUGGUUUACAGCCCAUCCUCAACCAGUUCACGCCUGCAAACAUUAGCAGACAGGCUCAUAUUCUUUUGGAUUGUGGGGAAGAUAAUAUCUGCCGCCCAGAUUUAAAAGUGACUGUUGACAGUGAUCAGAAACAAAUCUACAUUGGAGACGACAAUCCAUUAACCCUAAUUGUCAACACUCAGAACUUAGGCGAGGGAGCCUAUGAAGCUGAACUGUUUGUAACCAUCCCACCACAAGCAGACUUCAUUGGUAUAGUUCGCAACAACGAGGCUCUCGCAAGACUUUCAUGUGCAUUUAAGACCGAGAAUCAAACUCGGUUGGUUGUCUGUGAUCUUGGAAAUCCUAUGAAAGCAGGAACAAAGCUCUCAGCUGGUCUUCAUUUUAGUGUUCAUCAACAAUCUGAGAUGGAUACGUCUGUCAAGUUUGAUCUACAGAUCCGUAGCUCCAAUUUGUUUAACAACCUAAGCCCUGUGAUCUCAUAUCAAGUGGAUCUGGCCAUUUCAGCUGCUGUAGAAAUCAGAGGGGUCUCCUCUCCUGAUCAUAUUUUCCUCCCAAUUCCCAACUGGCAACCAAAAGAAAAUCCAGAAACAGAGGAUGACAUAGGACCUUUAGUUCAACACAUCUAUGAGCUCAGAAACAACGGUCCAAGUACCUUCAGCAAGCUGAUGCUCAAUCUUCAGUGGCCAUAUAAAUACAACAAUAAUACUCUUUUAUAUAUUAUAAAAUAUGAAAUUGAAGGACCCAUGAACUGUACAUCUGAUAUGGAGAUUAACCCACUAAAAAUUAAGGUAUCAACUUCUCAGCAAGAUGAAAGGAAUGAAACGCUUAGUGGAGAAGAUAUCCGCAAUCACCAAAUCCAUCGGCGAGAUCUAAGUGUUCCAGAGGAAGAUGUACAAACUUUGGGUUGUGGAAACGCAGAUUGUUUAAAAAUAUUUUGCCAAGUUGGUCGCCUAGAGAGGGGAAAAACUGCAAUUCUCUAUUUGAAAUCUCGCCUGUGGGCUCAGACUUUCAUGACUAAAGAAAACCAAAACCACUCCUAUUCUCUCAAGUCAUCAGCUUCCUUCAAUGUCAUCGAGUUCCCCUAUAAGAAUCUUUCCUUUCCUGAAGAUGUCCACAAUUCCACAAUAGUUACCACAAACAUCUUGUGGGGUAUUCAGCCAGCACCAAUGACAGUACAAGUAUGGGUAAUCAUACUGGCUGUCUUAGCAGGAUUAUUACUUUUGGCCCUUCUCGUUUUUAUAAUGCACAAGGUGGGUUUCUUCAAACGUGUGCGGCCACCUCAGGAAGAACAAGAAAGAGAACAACUUCAACCUCAUGAAAAUGGAGAAGGGACCUCAGAAGCUUAAGCAGUAUUUUAACUGCAUCUUUUACCAAAAGAUUUAGAGCGAUUGCCAACUUCCUUUAGAAAUAUGCAUUUUGAUCCUUGAGGACUGCAUAGCAAAUGCCUUUUUUUGCUAUUGGCAAAAUAACUGGGAACUGAAAGUGACAUACAGUAUGUUUGUUUCCCUCUUAUUAAUCAAGUUCACAUUUGUGACUAAUACAGAUGCACUGACUAAUAUAUUUUAGUGCCACAAUUUUGCUUACUGAUGUCCAAAAGGCAAAGUGAGGAGAUGGGGUUUGGUUGGUGUUUCAUUUGUUUUUUUUAAAAAAAGUAUUGGUACAACUUGAUCUGCUCCACUACUUGCAAACUUGUAACAACUAUAACUGUCUAGAGAACAUGAACAUAAACUGAAGACCUACUCCUGAACUUUUUAACUGGACAUUCCCAAGGUACUCACCAGUUUCUGAAGAAUUUCUUCACCGUUUCUAAGUUGGAGAUAUCAAUGGCACGAAGCAUUGAGUGAAAUAACUGACAGAUCUACUUCAAUUGACUAUUUAGGGAUAACUUCUGUAUAGAAGAGGACCUUACUUGUCACCAUGAUGUGUUUCCAUUUAAGGAAUUGCUGUCCAUUUUAUGGAAUCUUUCAUCUGGAAAGAUGUACUUUGGUUGUAUGGAAGAUCAUAGAUCGCAUUUAACAGUUCCGCUAUCCAGUUUUAUGUAGCAUCAUGAAAUUGACUGAUUCAUGCAAUCUUUUUCUGAUUCCCUUUUUUAAUUUUCUGUGGUUUUUUUACAUUAAAAAAAAAUCAAAAUCUGUGCCAAGUCAUCCAAAUUGUACAUUUAGGAUAAAUCAUUCUAAGAUUUUCCUGUAUAAUUUAAUUCUGUUUUUGAAGCUCCAGGUUUACAAAUAGUUUGGAAUCAUUUCUGGUUAAAAGUUAGACCUUGAAAGACUUCAGGAGUUAUAAAACAAUAAAACCCAUAGUGAUUUCAGUAAGCUCUCUGCUAUUCCUGUAGAGCUUCUUCAUUAUAAUACAUUACAGAUUUCAACUCUACUUUUCACAUAGAAAUUUAAAAAUUUCCUU